AUGACGAACCGGAAAAAGCAACAGAAGAUCACGACAUUAUUCCGGAAAGCAGCAACGGAAUUGCCGGAAGAAUGCGAUGGACUACGGGAGGAAAUUCAGCAUUUGGAACAACAAUUAAGGGAGAAGCAGAAUGAGUUGUUUCAGUUACAAAGGAACAGUUACCGACACAAACAGUCGCCACCUAAGAAGAGAACAGGCACUUUUGUAAGACCUCAGAAAAUCGUCUUAAACAACUCUAUAGAAACAUUAAAGAAGGACCUAGAGCUGAUGUCGGUGCUAACUGGCACAGAAGUGCAGUCAUACGUAGUAGAUGACCACUGCUGUAUUGUUUUUCACAUGCAGCAUGACACUGAACAUGAGCUUAAGCAUGGAUUGAGGAUUGAUACUAAGUCUGGUGUGAACAAAGUGUCAGCAUGUUCCCUGCCCCUUGGUUUCAACUUAACUGCUGUACUGGAUGACUAUGAGAACAUGAUGUUGCCGGAAAGUCUUAACGCCAUCAGAAAAGCUCUUGUGGCUUAUUACAAUAGAUUGGAACAGUUUCAAAAUUUAAAAAAAUUACUAAACGUAGAAGCAGAAUUAUUUAAGACCCUGGAUGGUUCUCACAUGGAGAUAUCGUUCUACGCGCAGGCUGAGGACGACUCGGAAGAUGAUCCGUUCAGUGUCGUGCUGAUGCUCACUUACCGCGUGUACGAUAUUCGACCAAAGACAUAUAAUAUUAAGGAGAUAGGAGACCCUUUGAUUUUCCGAAAAUCGAUGGUUGCCAAAGUAGUCUUACUGACCACUAGUGGUCUACCCCAACCUCCAAGAGGUCCUCUACAGCAAAAAGAACGGAUGCGUCGUCAGAACUUUCCAUGAAUAAUGGAAUACAACACGUGUUCUUAUUAUAUCCAUCGUUCAAUCGUCGAAGGGCUUCGCCAAUCGGCGUAAGGUACAACAGCACAUGAAGGUAUAAACAUUUGUUCGAAUAUCGCCUCCAGGGCAACGGGGCAAGAUCCGUUAAUGUGUAGCUUGAUGUGCGGCCGCCUGUACUAGCCGAUUAAUGCCCAGGAUGCGCCAGAUGUACAGGAAAUUAAUGGCACGUCGUGCGGGGAGGCUCCU
This is a messenger RNA of Hyposmocoma kahamanoa, 1098 nucleotides long. RefSeq lists its product as uncharacterized. Bases 1 to 855 code for a protein of 284 amino acids. The record is from RefSeq and is a predicted model, not a curated record. Lineage: Eukaryota; Metazoa; Arthropoda; Insecta; Lepidoptera; Cosmopterigidae. The transcript has 6 exons.